UAACUUCCGCCCUCUAACCGGAAGUGCUCCUCCGGCCUCUGUUUCCCUCGCUUCAGCAACUCAAACGUUUCUGGAACCUGAACUGAGGAGAGCCGUCGUCGUCAAGAUGGCGGCGUCGGGCGGAGUCGUCGUCGGCAGCGCUGGUUCUUCCCCGACCGGGGCAGCGGCGGCGGCGGCAGCAGCGGAGCGGGAGCCCGGCUGGGAGGUCGCGGUGCGGCCGCUUCUCUCCGCCUCGUACUCGGCCUUCGAGAUGCGAGAACUGCCGCAGCUGUUGGCCUCCGUCAUUGAGAGUGAGUCUGAAAUCUUGCACCACGACAAGCAAUAUGAACCUUUCUACUCGUCCUUUGUUGCGCUCGCAACACACUACAUCACCACAGUGUGUGGACUGGUACCUAGAAAUCAGCUGCAGUCUGUGGCAGCUGCCUGCAAAGUCCUGAUUGAGUUCUCCCUGCUGCGACUUGAGAACCCGGAUGAGGCCUGUGCCGUUUCACAGAAACACCUGAUCCUGCUGAUCAAGGGCCUGUGCACUGGCUGCAGCCGCCUUGACAGAACCGAAAUCAUCACGUUCACAGCUAUGAUGAAGUCGGCCAAACUACCCCAGACAGUGAAGACCCUCUCUGACGUGGAGGACCAGAAAGAGCUGGCUUCCCCGGUCAGCCCUGAACUGCGCCAGAAGGAAGUACAGAUGAACUUCCUCAACCAGCUAACGUCUGUCUUCAAUCCUAGAGUGGCAACCUCGCCAAUGCUGACACAGACUCAGGGAGAAGGCGAAAGUGACGACCAGGCGUCCACAGACCAGGCCUCCGCAGCCAAGACGAAGAGUGUAUUUAUUGCUCAGAAUGUGGCCAGCUUGCAAGAACUUGGUGGCUCUGAAAAGCUGCUACGAGUCUGCCUGAACCUCCCUUACUUCCUGCGCUACAUAAACCGCUUCCAGGAUGCCGUCUCUGCCAAUUCCUUUUUCAUCAUGCCAGCCACUGUAGCUGACGCCACUGCAGUCCGUAAUGGGUUCCAUUCGCUGGUGAUUGAUGUGACGAUGGCUUUGGACACCCUCUCCCUCCCUGUUCUAGAGCCUCUGACUCCCACAAGGCUGCAGGACGUCACUGUUCUGGCUCUCAGUUGCCUCUACGCAGGGGUGAGCGUGGCGACCUGCAUGGCCAUCCUGCACGUGGGCAGCACCCAGCAAGUCCGCACUGGCUCCACGAGCUCUAAAGAAGAAGACUACGAAAAUGACGCAGCCACCAUUGUGCAGAAAUGUCUUGAAAUCUACGACAUGAUUGGCCAGGCCAUCAGCAAUUCACGCCGUGCAGGCGGAGAGCACUACCAGAACUUCCAGCUCCUUGGCGCCUGGUGUUUGCUGAACAGCUUGUUCCUCAUCUUGAACCUUAGCCCCACAGCCCUGGCUGAUAAGGGGAAAGAGAAGGACCCCCUGGCUGCCCUCCGGGUACGGGACAUCAUUGCUCGCUCCAAAGAGGGAGUGGGAUCUCCUAAGCUGGGACCUGGGAAAGGGCACCAGGGCUUUGGUGUCUUGUCGGUGGUUCUUGCAAAUCACGCCAUCAAGCUGCUCACCUCGCUCUUCCAAGACCUGCAAGUUGAAGCUCUUCACAAGGGCUGGGAGACAGAUGGGCCCCCAGCUGUGCUGAACAUCAUGGCCCAGAGCACAUCGAUCCAGCGGAUCCAGCGGCUGAUCGAUUCAGUGCCCCUCACGAAUCUGCUGCUGACCUUGUUGUCCACAUCGUACAGAAAGGCUUGUGUUCUUCAGCGACAGCGGAAGGGUUCUAUGAGCAGCGAUGUGAGCGCCUCCACAGACUCCAACACUUACUACGAGGAUGAUUUCAGCAGCACCGAAGACAGCAGCCAGGAUGAUGACAGCGAGCCCAUCCUCGGGCAGUGGUUUGAAGAGACCAUCUCACCAAGCAAAGAGAAAGUGGCCCCUCCGCCACCACCUCCGCCGCCGCCUCCCCUGGAGAGCUCCCCCCGCGUGAAAAGCCCCAACAAGCAGGCCCAGGGAGACAACGGGAACAUCCUGGCCAGCCGCAAAGACCCCGAACUGUUCUUAAGCCUGGCCUCCAAUAUCCUGAACUUUGUGACUGCCUCCAUGCUGGACUCCAGGAAUAAUUUCAUCCGCAACUAUCUGAGCGUCUCGCUUACGGAGCAGCACAUGGCCACGCUGGCCAGCAUCAUCAAGGAAGUGGACAAGGACGGACUCAAAGGUACCGCAGAGGAGGAGGAGUUUGCCGCUGCGCUGUAUCACUUCAACCACUCGUUGGUAACCUCAGACCUCCAGUCCCCUACCUUGCAGAGCACUCUCCUGCAGCAGCUGGGCGUGGCCCCUUUCUCUGAAGGGCCCUGGCCCCUCUACAUCCACCCGCAGAGCUUGUCCAUCCUCUCUCGGCUUCUCCUCAUCUGGCAGCAUAAAGCCAGCACCCAAGGAGAACCUGAUGUGCCGGAGUGCCUGAAAGUUUGGGAGAGGUUUGUGGGCACCUUAAAGCAGAACGCCAUGCAGGGGACCCUCCCCAGCGACACCGAGGACCUGAACGUUGAGCACCUCCAGCUGCUCCUGCUGAUCUUCCACAGCUUUUCCGAGAAAGGCCGGCGCUCAGUCUUGAUUCUCUGCAUCCAGACCAUCCUGGAGCUGACGGCCAGCCUGGACUCUCAGCUGUGCUGCGUCCCUCUCCUCCUGGCCCGCCUCCUCUUAGUCUUCGACUACUUGCUCCACCAGUAUUCAAAGGUUCCUGUGUAUCUGUUUGAACAGGUGCAAUACAACCUGCUGACCCCACCCAUCGUUUGGGCCAGCGGGUCCCAGGAUGGCGGUCGGCGUACCUCUUCUCCCCUUUACCACAGCUUCAAGGAAGUGGAAGAAAACUGGGCCAAGCACUGCUCCUCAGAUACAGCCCACCAGCCCAGGUUCUACUGCAUUCUCUCCCCGGAAGCCUCUGAGGAUGACCUGAACCGCCUUGAUAACAUGGUCUGUGAGGUCUUGUUCUCCAAGGCCACGAAAUACGAUGACCUGUACUCGGCUCUUACCUCACUGCUGGCAGCCGGUUCCCAGUUUGACACCCUCCGCAGGAAGGAGAACAAAAACGUCACUGCGCUGGAGGCCUGUGCUCUUCAGUACUACUUCUUGAUCCUCUGGCGGAUCCUGGGGAUCCUGCCGCCCUCCAAGAAUUACAUGAACCAGCUGGCGAUGAACAGCCCUGAGAUGAGCGAGUGUGACAUCCUGCACACACUGCGCUGGUCCUCCCGCCUGCGCAUCCCCACCUAUGUCGGCUGGAUCAAGGAUCACCUUAUCAAGCAGGGCAUGAAAUCUGAGCACGCCACUUCUCUCGUCGAGCUGACUUCGGCCAAGUGUAGUUCAGUGAAAUAUGAUGUGGAAAUCGCAGAGGAGUACUUUGCCAGACAGAUCUCUUCGUUCUGCGGGAUCGACUGCACUACCAUCCUGAGGCUCCAUGAGAUCCCCAGCUUGCAGUCGAUCUACACCCUGGACGCCGCAAUUUCCAAGGUCCAGGUCUCCCUCGACGAACACUUCUCCAAGCUGGCCGCUGAGACCGACCCACACAAAUCGUCCAAGAUCACCAAGAACUUGCUGCCAGCUACUUUGCAGCUGAUUGACACCUAUGCCACCUUCACCAGGUCUUACUUGCUGCAGAGCGUCCCUGAGGAAGGCGCUGCCGAGAAUAAGCCACCAGAGGAGAAGUUGCAGGGAUACGCGGCCGUCCUGGCUAUCGGCUCCAGCCGAUGCAAGUCCAACACUUUGGGGCCAACUCUGGUCCAGAACUUGCCUUCAGCUGUACAGUCGUUGUGUGAAUCAUGGAACAACAUCCACACAAAUGAAUUCCCAAACAUUGGCUCAUGGCGCAACGCUUUUGCGAACGACACGAUCCCAGCGGAGAGUUACAUCAGUGCGGUUCAGGCGGCCCACCUUGGCACCCUCUGCAGCCAGAGCCUUCCUCUCGCGGCCUCCUUAAAGCGCACCCUCCUCUCCUUGGUCAGGCUCACCGGUGACCUCAUUGUUUGGUCAGAUGAACUGAACCCCCCCCAGGUCAUCCGCACGCUGCUGCCCCUCCUCCUGGAGACCAGCACGGAGAGCGUGGCGGAGGUCAGCAGCAACUCCCUCGAGAGGAUCCUGGGCCCAGCAGAGUCGGAUGAGUUCCUCUCGCGUGUCUACGAGAAACUGAUCAUGGGAUGUUACAACAUUCUGGCUAAUCACUGUGACCCCAACAGUGGCCUUGAUGAAUCCAUCUUGGAAGAGUGUCUGCAGCAUCUGGAGAAACAGCUGGAAAGCAGCCAGGCCCGGAAAGCGAUGGAAGAGUUUUUCUCUGAGAGCGGAGAACUGGUGCAGAUCAUGAUGGCGACGGCCAACGAGAGCCUCUCUGCGAAGUUCUGCAACAGGGUCCUGAAGUUUUUCACCAAACUCUUCCAGCUGACCGAGAAGAGCCCUAACCCCAGCCUCUUGCGCCUGUGUGGCUCCUUGGCCCAGCUGGCUUGCGUGGAGCCGGUGCGCCUGCAAGCCUGGCUGACGCGCAUGACCACCUCGCCCCCAAAGGAGUCUGAUCAGGUGGAGGUGGUGCAGGAGAACCGGCAGCUGCUGCAGCUGCUGACGACCUACAUCGUUCGCGAGAACAGCCAAGUCGGUGAAGGCGCCUGCACCGUCCUCCUGAGCACCCUGAUCCCGAUGGCCACUGAGAUGCUGGCGAAUGGCGACGGAACUGGCUUUCCCGAGCUUAUGGUCGUCAUGGCCACCCUGGCCGGCGCUGGGCAAGGGGCGGGUCACCUCCAGCUUCACAGCGCCGCAGUCGAUUGGCUGACCAGAUGCAAGAAAUACUUGUCUCAGAAGAACGUGGUUGAGAAAAUGAACGCCAACGUAAUGCAUGGAAAGCACGUGACCAUUCUGGAGUGCACCUGCCACAUCGUCUCCUACCUGGCCGACGUCACCAAUGCCCUGAGCCAGACCGGCGGGCAGGGCCCCAGCCAGCUCUCGGUCGAUGGGGAGGAGCGGGCCAUUGAAGUGGACUCGGACUGGGUGGAGGAGCUGGCUGUGGAGGAGGAGGACUCGCAAGCCGAAGACUCGGACGAAGACUCUCUCUGCAACAAGCUUUGUACGUUUACCAUCACGCAGAAAGAAUUCAUGAACCAACACUGGUACCACUGCCACACCUGCAAGAUGGUGGACGGUGUUGGCGUUUGCACUGUGUGCGCGAAGGUUUGCCACAAAGACCACGAGAUCUCAUACGCCAAGUACGGCUCCUUCUUUUGCGACUGUGGUGCUAAGGAAGAUGGCAGUUGCCUGGCCCUGGUGAAGAGGACGCCCAGCAGCGGCAUGAGCUCCACCAUGAAGGAGUCCGCCUUCCAGAGCGAGACCCGCGUGCCCGAGAGUGUCGUCCGGCACUCCAGCACCUCUCCCACCGACAAAUCUAAGGGUUCCGUCAGCGACGGGCGGGGAGGGCCCGACGAGGAGAAGCCCAAGAAGAGCAGCCUGUGUCGGAACGUAGAGGGCUGUCGGGAGCAGCUGCAGUCCCAGGCCAAUUUCUCCUUUGCUCCUUUGGUGCUGGAUAUGCUGAACUUCCUCAUGGAAGCCAUCCAGGUCAAUUUCCAGCAGGCCUCGGCCAUGGGCAGUAGCAGCCGGGCCCAGCAGGCCCUCAACGAGCUGCACACCUUGGACAAGACUGUGGAAAUGACGGAUCAGUUGAUGGUGCCAACUCUGGGCUCUCAGGAAGGGGCCUUUGAGAAUGUCCGCAUGAAUUACAGCGGGGACCAGGGCCAGACCAUCCGGCAGCUGAUCAGCGCCCAUGUCCUGCGGCGGGUGGCCAUGUGUGUGCUUUCCUCGCCUCACGGGCGCCGCCAGCAUCUGGCUGUCAGCCACGAGAAAGGGAAGAUCACAGUGUUGCAGCUCUCAGCUCUGCUGAAGCAAGCCGACUCCAGCAAGCGGAAGCUGACCCUUACUCGCCUUGCGUCUGCCCCGGUGCCCUUCACCGUCCUGAGCCUUACGGGGAACCCAUGCAAAGAGGAUUAUUUGGCCGUUUGCGGGCUGAAGGACUGCCACGUCCUCACCUUCAGCAGCUCGGGCUCUGUCUCUGACCAUCUGGUGCUUCACCCUCAGCUCGCCACGGGCAACUUCAUCAUCAAAGCCGUGUGGCUGCCAGGUUCGCAGACGGAGCUUGGCAUCGUCACGGCGGACUUUGUGAAGAUUUACGACCUCUCAGUGGACGCCUUGAGCCCGACUUUCUAUUUCCUGCUGCCCAGCUCCAAGAUCAGGGACAUCACUUUCCUGUUCAACGAGGAGGGCAAAAACAUUGUCGUCAUCAUGUCCUCUGCCGGCUACAUCUACACGCAGCUCAUGGAGGCAGCCAGCAGCGCCCAGCAUGGCCCCUUCUACGUCACCAAUGUCCUCGAGAUCUCACACGAGGACCUGAAGGACAGCAACGGGCAGGUGGCCGGAGGUGGCGUGUCCGUCUAUUACUCUCACGUCCUUCAGAUGCUCUUCUUCAGUUACUGUCAAGGCAAAUCCUUUGCAGCCACAAUCAGCCGAGCCACACUGGAGGUGAUGCGCCUCUUCCCCAUCAACAUCAAAAGCACCAACGGCAGCAGCAAGACCUCCCCAGCGCUCUGCCAGUGGUCAGAGGUAAUGAACCACCCUGGCCUGGUCUGCUGCGUGCAACAGACAACUGGUGUCCCUCUGGUGGUGAUGGUGAAGCCAGACACUUUCCUGAUCCAGGAAAUUAAAACCUUACCGGCUAAAGCCAAGAUCCAGGACAUGGUGGCCAUCCGGCACACAGCCUGCAACGAGCAGCAGAGGACCACCAUGAUCCUCCUCUGCGAGGACGGCAGCCUGCGGAUCUACAUGGCAAAUGUAGAGAACACUUCCUACUGGCUCCAGCCCUCGCUCCAGCCCAGCAGUGUCAUCAGCAUCAUGAAGCCAGUCCGCAAGCGCAAGGCGGCCGCCAUCACAACUCGCACCUCCACCCAAGUGAACUUCCCCAUAGACUUCUUUGAGCACAACCAGCAGUUGACAGAUGUGGAAUUUGGGGGCAACGACCUCUUGCAGGUCUACAACGCUCAGCAGAUCAAGCAUCGACUCAACUCAACUGGCAUGUAUGUGGCCAACACCAAGCCCGGUGGCUUCACCAUCGAAGUGACCAACAACAGCAGCACCAUGGUGAUGACCGGCAUGAGGGUCCAGAUUGGGACCCAAGCCAUUGAGCGAGCCCCUUCCUACCUGGAGAUCUUUGGCCGCACCAUGCAGCUCAGCCUGAGCCGGCCACGGUGGUUUGAUUUCCCCUUCACCCGAGAGGAAGCACUGCAGGCUGACAAGAAGCUGACUAUCUUCGUCGGGGCGUCUGUGGACCCUGCUGGCGUCACCAUGUUGGACGCCAUCAAGAUCUAUGGCAAGACGAAGGAGCAGUUUGGGUGGCCAGAUGAACCCCCAGAGGAUUUCCCGUCGGCGUCUGUGAACAACGUCUGUCCCCCCAACUUGAAUCAGGGGAAUGGGACCGGAGACACAGAAUCUGCCACCCCAGUGGCUACAAGCGCCACCGUUCUCGAGAGUUCUGAAACUGAGUCCUUAACCACCCUGGACCGGCUAGUAGUGAGUUCUUUAGAAGCUCUGGAAAGCUGCUUUGCCGUUGGACCAGUCAACGAAAAGGAAAAAAGCAAGAUGGCUGCCCAGGACCUGGCCACCAUGCUCCUGUCGACUCCGGCCCCCUCCAGCGUCCAGCAGCAGACCAAAAGCCUCCUGGCUAGCCUCCACGCCAGCCGCUCGGCAUAUCACAACCACAAGGAUCAGGCCCUGCUGAGCAAAGCCAUCCAGUACCUGACCUCCUCGAGCAAAGAGGGGAGAGACCUUGACCCGGAAGUGUUCCAAAGGCUGGUCAUCACAGCCCGCUCCAUCGCCAUCAUGAGGCCCAAUAACCUGGUCCACUUCACGGAGUCGAAGCUGCCGCAGUUGGAAGCAGAAGGUGGCGAAGAAGCACAAGAGAUCCAGAAGAACGCGGAAGGAGAAGGGUGCAGUUUUAUUACUCAGCUGGUCAACCAUUUCUGGAAACUACACGCCUCGAAGCCCAAGAACGCCUUCCUGGCUCCCGCUUGCUUGCCAGGCCUAACCCACGUGGAGGCCACAGUCAACGCUCUGGUGGAUAUUAUCCAUGGCUAUUGCACCUGCGAGCUGGACUGCAUCAACACCGCUUCCAAAAUCUACAUGCAGAUGUUGCUCUGCCCGGAUCCAGCCGUGAGCUUCUCUUGCAAGCAAGCUUUGAUCCGCGUGCUGCGGCCCAGGAACAAGCGGAGGCACGUGACCCUGCCCUCUUCUCCUCGAAGUAACACCCCGAUGGGAGACAAAGAUGAUUAUGACGAUGACGACGCCGAGGAUAAGAUGCAGAGCUCCGGGAUACCAAACGGCGAAGACAUCCGGCAGGAAAGCCAGGAGCAAAGCGAGGUGGACCAGGGCGACUUCGAGAUGGUGUCUGAGUCGAUGGUGCUGGAGACAGCUGAGAACGUCAACAACGGCAACCCCUCUCCGCUGGAAGCUCUCCUGGGUGGAGCUGAGGGGUUCCCUCCCAUGCUGGACAUCCCACCAGAUGCAGAUGACGAAACCAUGGUGGAGCUGGCCAUCGCUCUGAGCCUGCAGCAAGAUCAGCAAGGGAGCAACAGCAGCGCACUCGGCCUACAGAGCCUGGGACUGUCUGGCCAAGCCCCCAGCUCUUCCUCCCUGGACGCCGGGACCCUUUCAGACACCACAGCAUCAGCUCCAGCUUCUGAUGACGAAGGUAGCACAGCAGCCACGGAUGGCUCCACCCUCCGGACCUCCCCAGCUGACCACGGCGGCAGCGUGGGCUCCGAGAGUGGCGGCAGCGCGGUGGAUUCUGUUGCAGGCGAGCACAGCGUGUCCGGCCGCAGCAGCGCCUACGGCGACACGACGGCCGAGGGCCAUCCUGCUGGGCCUGGGAGCGUCAGUUCCAGCACGGGCGCCAUCAGCACCACCACAGGGCAGCAGGAAGGCGAAGGAUCUGAAGGGGAGGGGGAGGGGGAAGCCGAAGGAGACGUCCACGCCAGCAACAGGCUGCACAUGGUGCGUUUGAUGCUACUGGAGAGACUGCUGCAGACCCUUCCCCAGCUGAGGAAUGUCGGCGGGGUCCGCGCCAUCCCUUACAUGCAGGUGAUUCUGAUGCUUACGACGGACCUAGAUGGUGACGACGAGAAGGACAAGGGUGCACUCGAUAACCUCCUUGCCCAGCUCAUUGCAGAACUGGGCAUGGACAAGAAGGAUGUCUCCAAGAAAAAUGAACGUUCCGCCCUGAACGAAGUCCAUUUGGUGAUCAUGAGGCUGCUGAGUGUCUUCAUGUCCCGAACUAAGUCAGGAUCCAAAUCGUCCGUUUGCGAGUCCUCGUCCCUCAUCUCCAGCGCCACGGCGGCUGCUCUGCUAAGCUCUGGCGCGGUGGACUACUGCCUCCACGUCUUGAAAUCCCUCCUGGAAUACUGGAAGAACCAACAGAACGACGAGGAACCCGUUGCCGCCAGCCAGCUGCUGAAACCUCACACCACCUCCUCCCCGCCGGACAUGAGCCCCUUCUUCCUGCGCCAGUACGUGAAGGGUCACGCGGCUGAUGUCUUUGAAGCGUACACCCAACUCUUGACAGAGAUGGUGCUGCGGUUGCCUUACCAGAUCAAGAAAAUUGCAGACACCAACUCCCGCAUCCCGCCGCCGGUCUUUGACCAUUCUUGGUUCUACUUUCUCUCAGAGUACCUGAUGAUUCAGCAGACGCCCUUUGUGCGUCGCCAAGUCCGCAAGCUCCUGCUGUUCAUCUGCGGCUCCAAGGAGAAGUACCGGCAGCUGCGGGACCUCCACACGCUGGACUCCCACGUCCGGGGGAUCAAAAAGCUGCUGGAGGAGCAAGGGAUCUUCCUGCGGGCCAGCGUGGUCACGGCCAGCUCAGGAUCCGCCCUGCAAUAUGACACACUUAUCAAUUUGAUGGAGCAUUUGAAGGCUUGUGCGGAAAUCGCCACCCAGCGAACGGUGAACUGGCAGAAGUUCUGUAUCAAAGACGACUGCACCUUCACCCUGAGCAUUCCAUGA
Rhineura floridana is the source of this 10066-nucleotide messenger RNA. RefSeq names its product ubiquitin protein ligase E3 component n-recognin 4 (gene UBR4). The record is from RefSeq and is a predicted model, not a curated record. Bases 107 to 10066 code for a protein of 3319 amino acids. Gene Ontology annotation, molecular function: zinc ion binding. The transcript is spliced from 69 exons. Lineage: Eukaryota; Metazoa; Chordata; Lepidosauria; Squamata; Rhineuridae.